This is a messenger RNA of Danio aesculapii, 999 nucleotides long. Its product is annotated as brain-derived neurotrophic factor-like. Gene Ontology annotation, molecular function: nerve growth factor receptor binding; growth factor activity. Lineage: Eukaryota; Metazoa; Chordata; Actinopteri; Cypriniformes; Danionidae. The record is from RefSeq and is a predicted model, not a curated record. Gene Ontology annotation, biological process: regulation of neuron differentiation; memory; positive regulation of collateral sprouting.
UGCUGGUGCCUGGCAACUAAAGCUCCGCCAAGGAAUCCUCAAACUAUUCGCCAACGUCAAUGCUUGGUUCCAACAGGUUAGAAGAGUGAUGACCAUCCUGUUCGUUACUAUGGUUAUUUCAUACUUCAGUUGCAUGAGAGCUGCGCCCAUGAGAGAGAUCCCGGGUGUGCAGGGGGGCCACCGGGCCGAGGGCUACCUGGGGCGCUGCUGCCGCUGCUGCCGCUGCUGCGCUGCCGUCACAUCGGGCAGCCGAGGCCACGGGACUCCACAGAGUGGGGGCGGGCUGCCCUCGCUCACGGACACUUUCGAGCAGGUCAUUGAGGAGUUGCUUGAGGUGGAAGGGGAAGCGACGCAGCAACUGGGGCCCGGGGCCGACCAGGGCCAAGGAGGGGGUGGUCCCAUAGACGCGGCAGACUCGAAGGACGUUGACCUGUAUGCCUCGCGGGUGAUGAUCAGCAACCAAGUGCCUUUGGAGCCGCCGUUACUCUUUCUCUUGGAGGAAUACAAAAACUACCUGGACGCCGCCAACAUGUCGAUGCGUGUGCGGCGGCACUCGGACCCCGCACGGCGGGGGGAGCUCAGCGUUUGUGACAGUAUUAGCCAGUGGGUGACAGCUGUGGACAAAAAGACGGCAAUAGACAUGUCGGGCCAGACGGUCACCGUUCUGGAGAAGGUCCCCGUGACUAAUGGUCAGCUGAAGCAAUACUUUUAUGAGACCAAAUGCAACCCCUUGGGGUACACAAAGGAGGGCUGCCGAGGAAUAGACAAGCGGCACUAUAACUCACAAUGCCGGACAACCCAGUCUUACGUGCGAGCCCUUACCAUGGAUAGCAAAAGGAAGAUCGGCUGGCGGUUUAUACGGAUAGACACUUCGUGUGUAUGCACAUUGACCAUUAAGAGGGGCAGAUAGUGUACACAAUGUAUAGAUUUUAUUGAGAGUUCUAAAAAAAGAGAAAGAAAAGAGAAAAUAUCUAUUUGUAUAUACAUAACAGGGUAAAU